This is a messenger RNA of Truncatella angustata, 2137 nucleotides long. RefSeq lists its product as uncharacterized. Lineage: Eukaryota; Fungi; Ascomycota; Sordariomycetes; Amphisphaeriales; Sporocadaceae. The record is from RefSeq and is a predicted model, not a curated record. The coding region runs from base 410 to 1948 and encodes 512 amino acids. Gene Ontology annotation, biological process: ubiquitin-dependent endocytosis. Gene Ontology annotation, molecular function: protein-macromolecule adaptor activity; ubiquitin protein ligase binding. The transcript has a single exon. Gene Ontology annotation, cellular component: cytosol; plasma membrane; cytoplasm.
GUUGUAGAUAAGCGAUAAGAUUGUAUGACGUUGUGUCAGUCACGGGCGAGCUUGUGAGCUUGUCGGCAACAACGAAACCAAGACGCGUGAGACAUUGAGGCUUAGCAAGAAUCUUGGCCACAGGUGAGUUUUGCAACUUCCGAAGCUUCCAUGAUUAAAUGAAGUGCGCUGGUGGGACCGUAGUACAUUCCAUUUCGUGCAGCAUAGAAGCUUCAAAGCGUGUUUACUGCAAUACUGAGACUCCGUAAUUCAGCCAAGCUUAAGUUACGACCUUGCACGCUACCCCAAGUGUUAGUAACCACAGCUGCCCAACACAUCAGGUUAUCAUUUGCGCUCUGCUGUCCUCAAGCAUAUCACAACUUUCUGCACUAAAAACAUCUUGGGCGUUUGAGACAAACAGAUAAGCACCAUGUCAAUACGGAUUGCUCUCGACGAACCACCUGAGUUCUACACGAACCUGGACUUCAUCCAAGGUCGGAUCAUCCUGGGGUUGAACAGACCAGAGGGCAUUGGGAACAUUGUUGUGAAACUAGAAGGGGAAUCUAAGACAGCCCUGGACAUGGGUGGCAGGAAUCCGAAUCUCACCAACUACAACUCAGCGCCUCUACCGUCAGAUCUCGCAACCGAAACGCACAAGCUGUUGUACCUUGUUGAGCAAGUCUACCCGGAUGGGAGGGCGGCGUCAUCCAUGGCCGUAGGCGCAACGCCUGGGGUCUUAUAUCCAGGUCAACAUGAGUUUCGAUUCAAGUUCAAGAUUCCAUUAAAUAAUAUUUGCAGUAACCCAAACGCGAUGGCAGCCUUGAAUGGAAUCGGUGGUAUUGGUGGUCCUAGUAAUAGUUCCAACUUCUUCGGGUGGGGAGGGUUUCGAACAAUGGAUGGCAGCAAGCAGCUCAUGCUUCAGCAUGUAAGAUCAACACUACCGCCCUCUCUAACUGGGUUUCCCCGGAAAGCAGAAAUUCGAUACUACAUCAAGGUCACCAUUCAAAGACCGGGUUUCUUCAAAGAAAAUUGGCGAUAUCAGCUCGGGUUCAAGUUUCUCCCAAUUGAGUCACCGAGGCCACCGGUGACAAAGCAAGAGGCUUUCGCGCGACGACCGUUCAUAUUCAAUCCUCGCACACCAGGACAAAUCGGCAAAAGGAAAUCAUCAUUUUUCAGUUCUAAAAGCUCACAAGUGGAGGACGUGAAUGCGGUACCGCCUUCCUUCGAAGUUUCAGCGCGCCUCCCACACCCGAGCAUUUUGACGUGUAAUCAACCGAUUCCACUUCGUCUAGUCGCCAAAAAACUCGUUGAAUCCCAGGAACAAGUGUACUUAACAGCUGUAGAGGUCGCGUUGAUCGGUUUCACCAACAUACGAGUUUUUGGUGUGGACCAUACAGAGGUUACUCGAUGGAUGGUCUGCACCGCCAACAAUCUCUCAAUACCUGUAGGAAAGGCAGAUGAUGUUGUAGAUACAGAGACCGUCUUGCCUGAUCAGUUUUGGGCGCACGGUCAACUGCCCAACACCGUAGCACCAUCAUUUACCGCUUGCAAUCUGUCACGCCGCUACGAAGUCGAGUUGAGAGUAGGUCUUAGCUGGGGCACGCCGAGCAAGAGCGGCAAGGCAUCAGCACCAUAUCCGCAAGUCGUCACCUUGCCUCUGAAGCUGUCAAAGGUAGAGGUGUUCUCAGGAAUCGCGCCGCCCAAGGAACUAUUACAAGCGGCCAGUAACAGGCCUCAGCCACCACCGCUUCCGCCACGAAUGUCAACAGCGCCGGCCGCUCCGCACGAUCCCCUCUAUCCGCCCCAGCUUGGCCAAGAUAAUGCACCACCAGACGACGACGCCCCACCUAGCUACGAUGAGGCGAUAGCACAGAAUAUCACAGGACCGCAGGAGCGGCCAGCAUACAGCGGGGUCACAGCGGAAAACGAUCCAAGCACUAUGCCUGCUGAGAAGUCUGGGUUGCACUGAGCUAAAAAGCUACAGAUAUUGGCACUUUUAGGGAUUAAUUACAUGCGACGAUGGAUGGAAGGUUGUUACGGCUCAAUUGAUUGAUAGUGUCGCGGAGCUGAAUUAUACCCCCUUACAAAUGUGGAUGAGUACAGUAAUUAAUUUGACAAAAUUUAAUGCUAGUUUUAUGAGCAAAACAGGAAGUGAAGU